UUACGGUGGAAGGAGAAGGUUUAUGGGGACUCUGUGCUUUCUGUUCAAUUUUUCUGUAAGCCUACCGAAAACUGCUGUAUGAAAUAAAGUCUAUUAAUUAAAAGAGGAAAAAGUAUAAUAUAAUGCCAUUUUUUUAAAAAAAGGAAAAGAAAAAUGAACUCUAUUUCUGUGUGUGUGAACACAGAAAAACAUCCAAGAAGAGCUAUACCAAAAUGUUCGUAAUGGUAGUUUUCGAGUUUUAAGAUGAUGGGUGAUCUUUUACACUUCCUGAUUUUUCUUUUUUUCUUUUUACAAUAUGCACGUAUUGCUGGAAAACAAAUCACAGGAGACUAUGAAACAAAAUUGUCAACAAUAACAAAAAAAAGACAAAAAAAGAAAUCCUCAAAUCUGCCUUUAACCAUGAUUUCUCUUGGCUGGGGGGUUAAAAAGCAACUGGAGACCAUUAUCCUAGGUGAAGCAUCUAAAGAAGGGAAAAACAAACACCACGUGGACUCGCUGUUAAACUGGAACUGACUGAUGAGGACACAUGUGCACAGCGGGAAGUCAAACUUAAGGAAAUCAAGCUGUGGGGAGGAGUGGGGAAGAGAGGAAGGGCAAAAACCUACCUAAAGGGUACAAUGAACACGAUCUGGGUGACAGGCACACUUAUAACCAUGACUCAAGCAUCAUAAAAGUGAUCCGUGUAACCAAAAAAUAUUUGUAGCCCCGUAAUAUAUUGGAAUACAUUUUUUAAAAGCAACAGUUUCAGGGUGGAGUCCAAAGAGAGGCAAGGCUAGCAGCCGCGGUUGUCUACUGGGAUCAGGGGAGUGCCUGAUUUCAUAAAGGGAACCGUGAAGCCAGCUCCACUGUUUCCAAACAAACGAAACUGAAACCAGAAACCAAGAAAUAAAAGCCGUGGGUUCCGGGGAGGCAGUUCUGUCCCCACCGGCUCUCCUGUCCCUGCCCGAGUAUCAUGAUGGCGCUCAGAUAUACCCCAGCCAAGGAUCUGGACAAGUUCAUCAAAGACAAUCUCCAGCCGGACACGAGUUUCCGAGAGCAGGUCAAAAGGGCCAUCCACAUCAUCUGCAGCUUCUUGAAGGAGAGGUGCUUCCAAGGUGCCAGCCAUCCCGUGCGGGUGUCCAAGGUGGUGAAGGGCGGAUCCUCAGGCAAAGGCACUGCUCUCAGAGGCCGAUCUGAUGCUGACCUGGUGGUCUUCCUCAGUCCUCUUAGAAGUUUUCAGGACCAGUUAACUCUCCGGGGAUUGUUCAUCGAGGAAAUUAGGAAGCAGCUGGAAGCCUGUCAAAGAGAGAGAACAUUCAGCGUGAAGUUUGAGGUCCAGAAUCCAAGAUGGGACAACCCCCGCGUGCUCAGCUUCGUGCUGUGCUCACCCCAGCUCCAGGAGGGGGUGGAGUUCGACGUGCUACCUGCCUUCGAUGCCCUGGGCCAGUGGACCGAAGGCUCUAGACCUGACCCCCAAAUCUACAGCAAGCUCAUCUGGGAGUGCAGCUACCUGGGGAAAGAGGGCGAGUUCUCCACCUGCUUCACGGAGCUACAGCGAGACUUCCUGAGGCGCCGUCCAGCCAAGCUGAAGAGCCUCAUCCGCCUAGUCAAGCACUGGUACCAAAUGUGCAAGGAGAAGCUUGGGAAGCCCCUGCCCCCGAAGUAUGCCCUGGAACUCCUGACAGUCUACGCUUGGGAGCAAGGGAGCAUGGCCCCAGGAUUUAUCACAGCCCAGGGCUUUCAGACCGUCUUGGAAUUAGUUAUAAACUACCAGCACCUUUGCAUCUACUGGACGUUGUAUUAUGACUCAAAAAACCCCGAUAUUGGAGAGUACCUGCAAAGGCAGCUCAAGAAACCCAGGCCUGUGAUCUUGGACCCGGCGGACCCUACAGGGAACCUGGGUGGUGGAGACCCAGAGGGCUGGUGCCGGCUGGCACGAGAGGCUGAAGCCUGGCUGAGUUUCCCGUGCUUUGAGAGAUGGGAUGGGUCUUCGGUAGGCUCCUGGACCGUGCCGAUUUAAAGACACAAUGAGAACUCUGAGACCUACGCUCAAAGAGUGCAUCAAGAACAUGCUUAUGUCAGGACAUAUCAGUGCCUUUAUUUCUUGCAGAGCCUCAUCACAUACCCAGCAUCCAUUGCACAGGAGGAAGAGGACUGGAGGUGCACCAUCUUCUAACCGCAGCACAUCUCAGGGACAAGAGUCAUCCAGAUAACCCCCCUCAUUUCCAGCUGAGACCCUGGAUCCUGAUAAGGAAGUUUUGGCAUCCCGUUUAAUGGCUGCGUUGUACUUUACCAUGUGGAUAAUCCACUUGUGUUGUUCUUUGAGUGUCCCACGAUUAAAAACAAUACUACAAGCAACAGUAGAGUAACUAAGUCAGCAAUUAGCUAUUUAAUCGAAGAGCACGUGGCCACAUGAUCGGGCUUGUAUCUACAAUGGGGUCCAGCAGCGCACCAGGGUUGUCUCUCAAAGGGCAUGUGAUUUUUUGCUGAAAAAUGGCAUGGCUUGUUCCAGAGGCCUCAUGCUGUGUUUACAGUUCUCUGCCUGGAGCUCACUAUAAUCUCCUCGUGGCAUCUUUUCCUGUAACUCACACUUUUGACGUGACGGGGACUGCCCGGUUGUCCCACCCACGUGGCAGGGCGACUCGCACUGCAGCCUAGACCUGCUGCAGAACUCUUUAGGGCUAAGGGAGGUGCUCAUUUCUGCACCCCCUCACCCUGGGAUGUGACAUUGGCUUCGAUUUACUAUCCUGGCCAGGGAAGUGGCCAUUUCAAAGGCACCUCCAUGACCAGCCUCAGUGCCAUAGCCCUUACUUAACCCGCGGGCCAAUGCGGGUAGUGCCUUUUCCCAAGUGUGUCCUUUUCGAGCAGAUAUUCAGAGCACAGGAAAAUGACCCGCAGGCGGGUCCACAGACACGGUGGGCACACUGUGAGGCUGACUUGGCCAGGACCCCGUUUGUCACCCCUGGCUUCCACAUGCCCCUGCUCUGAUGGGGCAGAGGCUGAUGACACUUUGGGUCUUCAUGCAUCACCGACCCUCUGCCCAACAGUCUUUGGAAUGGUUGGGUUUCCCCCUUUCCCAGCGUGCCGUCCCUGAAUAAGAGGCCACAGGUCCCUUGGGGGAAACCAUUACUGUAUAUGCUACAGUGUUGCAAGGUCCUUUCCCCAGGGGACCUCA
Microcebus murinus (gray mouse lemur) is the source of this 3154-nucleotide messenger RNA. RefSeq names its product 2'-5'-oligoadenylate synthetase 1 (gene OAS1). Gene Ontology annotation, biological process: regulation of ribonuclease activity; defense response to virus; negative regulation of viral genome replication. The record is from RefSeq and is a predicted model, not a curated record. NCBI's taxonomy places the organism in Eukaryota, Metazoa, Chordata, Mammalia, Primates, Cheirogaleidae. Gene Ontology annotation, cellular component: membrane; cytosol; nucleoplasm. Gene Ontology annotation, molecular function: 2'-5'-oligoadenylate synthetase activity; double-stranded RNA binding.